This is a messenger RNA of Aedes albopictus (Asian tiger mosquito), 2856 nucleotides long. RefSeq lists its product as uncharacterized. Gene Ontology annotation, biological process: DNA integration. Gene Ontology annotation, molecular function: nucleic acid binding. NCBI's taxonomy places the organism in Eukaryota, Metazoa, Arthropoda, Insecta, Diptera, Culicidae. The record is from RefSeq and is a predicted model, not a curated record. Bases 1 to 2856 code for a protein of 951 amino acids. The transcript has 3 exons.
AUGUUUCGGCAGAUCUGGACGAAUUUGGAAGACACUCCUCUACAAUGCGUUUUGUGGACGUCACCUGAUGGGAAGGUUUCCACAUACGAACUUCUAACCGUGACGUACGGCACCAAAUCUGCCCCAUAUCUCGCCACUCGGACCUUGAAACAGCUGGCGUCCAAUGAGCGGGACAGGUUUCCUCUAGCAGUACCAACUAUUGAAGAGGACGUGUAUAUGGACGACGUUAUCUCUGGAGCAGACGACGUCGAAUCUGCGAUCGAAUUGAGAAGGCAAGUCGACGCAAUGAUGAUCAGCGGUGGAUUCAAACUGCGAAAGUGGGCUUCCAACCGCCCGGAAGUACUACAAGGAAUUCCAAGGGAAAAUCUGGCGUUACCUGAUUCGAACGGCAUUGAUUGGGACCAAGAUGCAGAGGUGAAGGCAUUGGGCUUAACAUGGCUUCUCAACGUAGACCAAUUCCGUUUCAAGUACGACAUUCCUCCUAUCAACGAGCAUCAGAUCCUCACGAAACGGCAGGUGCUGUGUUUCAUAGCGAGACUUUUCGAUCCACUAGGCCUACUUGGAGCAACCAUAACUUCUGCCAAGAUCUUCAUGCAGCGGCUUUGGUGUCUAAAGAACGAACAAGGUCAGAAUCUUCAAUGGGACGACCCACUACCCGAAAUGGUGGGUGAGGAAUGGCGAACAUUCCACCAGCAACUUCCUUCGCUGAACAAACUUCGGAUUCCACGAUGCGUCAUCGGUUCAGAUUCAGUAUCCGUAGAAUAUCACUGUUUCUCGGAUGCCUCAACAGUCGCUUACGGUGCGACAAUCUACGUUCGGAGCCAAAGAGACGAUGGCGCGGUUUCGGUUCACCUUUUGACCUCGAAAUCAAAGGUGGCACCCCUCAAGGUGCAGUCUCUACCUCGGUUGGAGCUCUGCGGCGCACUUUUGGCAGCUCAACUUUGGGAAAAGGUAGCAGAAUCGCUGAAAACAGAUGGCCGAGUUCAAUUUUGGACGGAUUCGACAUGCGUACUGCAUUGGAUAAGGUCACCACCGGGAACAUGGACAACUUUCGUCGCGAAUAGAGUUGCGAAAAUUCAAGGUUUGACGGAAGCAGGUCAAUGGAGACACGUUCCUGGAAUUACAAACCCUGCUGAUCUGAUCUCGCGUGGAAUCUCGCCGAACAACAUCAUUGGGAAUGAUUUGUGGUGGUAUGGACCUACCUGGCUGCUGGAUACUCCUGAAAAUUUUCCCAAACCCGUGGAGAACACCCCAGAAGAAGAGUUGGAGAAACGACGCAAUGUGAUGGCUUGUGCUUCGUCGAAAGAAAUUGGGUUCAUUUCGGAUCUUUUAUCAAAGUUUUCAUCGUUUACGAGGUUAAUACGGAUGACCGCAUACUGGUUGCGCUUCCUGAACAACUUACGGUGCUCAGCGGAUGUGAAACGGACAGGAUUUCUAUCUAGUUUUGAACUACAAGCUGCGGAGCAGGUGAUCAUUCGGAAGGUUCAGGAGGAGUCGUUCCCAGAGGAGAUCAGCAAGUUGUCAGUUGACACACCGGUGGCACGAAAUUCCCCUCUGCGGUGGUUCAAUCCUCGAAUGGACGAAAGAGGUAUCUUACGGGUCGGUGGUAGAUUAACUCAUUCUGCAGAGCCGCCGCAAAUGAAACAUCCGAUUGUCUUACCGGCGAGACACGCUUUAACUGAGUUGAUUCUUCGCCAUUUUCAUCAAAUGUACCUGCACGCCGGGCCCCAAUUACUACUAGGUACAGUUCGGCAACGGUACUGGCCACUAGGAGGCAGAAACUUGGCAAAAAAGGUCGUUCAUCAGUGUCAACGAUGCUUCCGUGCAAAACCGUCCGUAAUUCAGCAGCAGAUGGGAGAACUGCCGGCUGCCAGAGUCACAGUUUCACGUCCGUUCUCAAAAACUGGCGUAGAUUACUUUGGUCCUGUGUAUCUGCGAGCUGGUCGAGGACGAAAACCGACCAAGGCGUAUGUCGCAAUCUUCGUGUGUAUGGCCACGAAGGCCGUGCAUAUGGAAUUGGUGUCAGACCUGUCUACGGAGCGGUUUCUACAGGCUUUGCGACGAUUUUUUGCGCGCCGGGGCCGUUGCACCGAUGUCUACUCAGAUAACGGGACGAAUUUUGUGGGAGCGAGGAACCAAAUGCAGGAGCUAUUCGAGUUGCUGAAAAACAAGGCACAUCGUGAGAUCAUUUCGAGCCAAUGCGCGAACGAGGAUAUAUACUGGCACUUCAACCCUCCAAGUGCCCCACAUUUUGGAGGUUUAUGGGAAGCAGCGGUUCGCUCAGCGAAAUUUCACUUGCUAAGAGUCCUCGGAGGAAACCCUGUGUCCCAGGAAGAUUUCAGCACUUUGUUGACGCAGGUUGAAGGGUGCUUGAACUCAAGACCAUUGACUGCCCUAUCAGACGAUCCUUUGGAUUUAGAACCGCUAACACCGGCACAUUUUUUGAUUGGAGGAUCGUUAUUAGCACUUCCCGAUCCUGAUCUUGGUAAUAUCCAGCUCAAUCGGUUGACGCAGUUCCAAUUAAUUCAGAGGCAGCUACAGGACUUCUGGAAACGUUGGUGUCUACUCUCGCUGGGUCGACAGAAGGAAGAGGAAUCACCUCUGGACACCGCUCUAAGAGAUUCGGGGCCGCCAGCCGAUCGGCAUAAACAAAGCCUUCCACAGGAAUGGCGACAGUUGGUCAGCGACGAGCAGGUUUGGGACGAUUGGGCACACGGAUCGCGGGUGGCGGUCGUACCACCGGACAUCACCGAACCACACUCUACCAGGAGAGCCGCCGGGGGAGUUAGGCCCUGGCAAAGGCGAAUCGAGACGGAUCCGAGCACACCGGCGCGACGCUGGCACGGCGGAGUUUGA